Molecule: messenger RNA, 1848 nt
Organism: Suncus etruscus (white-toothed pygmy shrew)
Lineage: Eukaryota; Metazoa; Chordata; Mammalia; Eulipotyphla; Soricidae
Gene: PRODH
Product: proline dehydrogenase 1
Exons: 14
Coding region: 270-1748 (492 amino acids)
Cellular component (GO): mitochondrion
Molecular function (GO): FAD binding; proline dehydrogenase activity
Source: RefSeq, a predicted model, not a curated record
CCACGGCGCCCGCCACGCGCGAGCAGCCCGCCGCGGGCCCGGGGGUGGUGGCGGGGCGCGGGCCGAAGGCAGCCCCGAGGCCGCCGCCGCCGCUGCCCGCCGUGGACUUCGGCAACACGCAGGAAGCCUACCGCAGCCGGCGCAGCUGGGAGCUGGCGCGCAGCCUGCUGGUGCUCCGUCUGUGCGCCUCGCCCGCGCUGCUGGCGCGCCACGAGCAGCUGCUUCACCUGGCCAGGAAACUUCUGGGACAAAAGCUCUUCGACAGACUGAUGAAGAUGACCUUCUACGGGCAGUUUGUGGCAGGUGAAGACCAGGAAUCCAUCCGGCCCCUGAUCCGGCACAACCAGGCCUUCGGUGUAGGCUCCAUCUUGGACUAUGGGGUGGAAGAGGACCUGAGCUCGGAGGAGGCAGAGCGGCAGGAGCUGGAGUCCUCUAGCUCGGUUGUGGAGAAGGAGGGCAGUGGCACCAGUAAGCGGGAGAAGCAGUACCAGGCCCACCGCGCCUUCGGGGACCGCCGCGAGGGUGUCAUCAGCGCCCGCACCUACUUCUACGCCAAUGAAGCCAAGUGCGAUGGCCAUAUGGAGACAUUCCUGCGUUGCAUCGAGGCUUCAGGCGGAGCCAGUGAUGAUGGUUUCUCAGCCAUUAAGCUCACAGCUUUGGGGAGGCCUCAGUUUCUGCUUCAGUUCUCCGAUGUGCUGACCAAGUGGAGACGGUUCUUUCAUCAAAUGGCUGCCGAGCAGGGCAAGGCGGGGUUGGCCGCCAAGGACACGAGGCUGGAGGUGGCAGCACUGCAGGAAAGUGUGGUGAAGAUGGGCAUUGCCUCCAGGGCAGAGAUCGAGAACUGGUUCACAGUGGAGACUCUCGGCGUGUCGGGCACCUUGGACUUGUUGGACUGGAGCAGCCUCAUUGACAGCAGGACCGAACUCUCCAAGCACCUGGUGGUUCCCAACAUGCAGACAGGCCAGCUGGAGCCUCUGCUGUCUCGCUUCACGGAGGAGGAGGAAAAGCAGAUGACACGGAUGUUGCAGAGGAUGGACGUCCUGGCUAAGAAAGCCACCGAGGUGGGCGUGCGACUGAUGGUGGACGCGGAGCAGACGUACUUCCAGCCGGCCAUCAGCCGCCUGACGCUGGAGAUGCAGCGGAAGUUCAACAAGGCCAAACCGCUCAUCUUCAACACAUACCAGUGCUACCUCAAGGAAGCCUACGACAACAUCACCCUGGACUUGGAGCUGGCGCGCCGUGAGGGCUGGUGUUUUGGGGCCAAGCUGGUUCGAGGAGCGUACAUGGCUCAGGAACGUGCCCGCGCUGCAGAGAUUGGCUACGAGGACCCCAUUAACCCUACAUACGAAGCCACCAAUGCCAUGUAUCACAGGUGCCUCAAUUACAUCCUGGAGGAGGUGCAGCACAGUACCAGAGCCAAGGUGAUGGUGGCUUCUCACAACGAGGACACAGUGCGCUUCACGCUGCGCAGGAUGGAGGAACUAGGCCUGCACCCCACGGAUCGCCAGGUAUACUUUGGACAGCUACUGGGCAUGUGUGACCAGAUCAGCUUCCCACUGGGCCAGGCCGGCUUCCCCGUGUACAAGUACGUGCCUUACGGCCCCGUGAUGGAGGUGCUACCCUACCUAUCGCGCCGAGCACAAGAGAACAGCGGCCUCAUGAAGGGUGCCCAGCGGGAGCGGCAAUUGCUGUGGCAGGAGCUCAUGCGGAGGGUCCGCACUGGUGACCUCUUCCACCAACCGGCCUAGGGCGCCUCUGUGCGCCCCCAUCAUUAGGCUCGCCUACCUUGGGCUGUGGCCUCCCAGAACCCGGGGUCCCUAGGCUGAUGCCACAUCAUAAGCCACCCCC